AAUCAGCUGCAACAACCGUAAUAAAAUAAGUCAUACCACUGUCAUUCGUAUGUGGAAAGUCUGACGGUACUAUGGACGGUCAGAAAAGUAGAGUGGCGGCGAGGGGGAGCCCCUCCCCUUCGAUAUCGCGCGUCGACUCUCCAAAAAACGUUCGUACAGAACGCUGGGCGGUGGAAGAGGAGGACCGAAGGGGAGGGGGAGGUACCUCCACCGGCGGCGCCGAAGCGAAGAAGAAGACGGCCGCCAUCACGCGCAGCAGCGAAGAGCGCAAAGAGAGCCAGCUUGUAACUUCGCGUUUGUUUUCGCUUUGCCAGACUUUGCUCCUCUUACCUCGUCCUCGUCGUCGUGUCUUACAAUCAAAAGUAUGCCGCGAAGUAACUUCGUACAACGCGCUGCUGACAACACAAAGAAGAAUGAAGAUUACCUGAAGUAUGUGGUAGACGGUUUUUACUAAUCAAAAAUGAACAGUGAGCAACAUGCUCUGCCAGCGACAACGCAGGCACAACAAGAGGAAAUAAGUGGUCAAGGUACUACUCGUACCUCGUAUCAAGGUGAUGUGCCAACAGCAACAACUGUCAACAAUGUAACACAUAAUCCAAGCACGUCCACAGACCUCCGUGUAGGUACUGUAGCGUUAGCAUCAUCGGUAGCUUCCUCUGUAGCAAAAUAUUUGGUGCUUACCAAUUUAUUCCCUGGGCCAAUACCUCAGGUGUCAGUUUACCCUCCUAACAACAAAAAUGCUGGGGUUGGUAAGGUUCAAACUACAAAAGAAUCAGCUGUUUUAUUAAACCAGGAUGUAGCACUUACUUUCACUGGACCUAACCAAACUUCUACAUCACAACAGCAAACAUCUGUUAGUAGAAGUAGUCAGCAAAAUACUCUACAAUCUGUUCAGGUUCCAGUCUCUCUUCCAGGGCUGAAUCUUGAUGGAGCUCAUUUACAAACGCAUCUACAAGCCGUGCAUGCUCAAGUACAACAACAACUACAGAAUCAACAGCAACAACAACACCAACAACAACAAGCACAAUUGUUGCAGCAGGUUCAAGCCCUGCAGCAAAUUCAAAAUCAUCAAAAUGUUCAAAACUCAGUACAGGCCAACCAAAAUCAGAGUUCAUCCAGAGAUAAUAAAUCCAAGGUUGAACAACCUGAUAACCAAGGACAUCCCCAUGUAAAUAACGACCAUCAUCAACAAGCUCAGGAAUUGCAGCAAAGUCUGAUACAUCAGCAGCAACAGCAGCAACAAAUUAAUGUUACCAUUGGUGGCGGUACUACUGAUAAUGCCAAUCCCAGUGAAAAAAUUGAAAAGAAAGAGGAGAUACGCCAGCUAAAUAUGGCUCAAUUUCAAGUGCCUGACUUAAAGCCAGGGAGUCAUAUGAUGGACAUUCGAACUGCGGAUGGUUCAAUUGUGAAAAUUAGUGCUGCAAGUGAUCCUGAUCUCGCAAAAACUUUAGGCGUUGAUAUAUCUCAGUACAUCAACAAGGGAACAGUGAACGUCGAGGAAUUGAAUCAAAUAAAUCAACUGCUGGCAUACCAUGAAGUUUUUGGCAAGUUACAGAGUGAUUUAGCCGCAGGAACACCUUUGAUAGGAAGUACAGUGCCAACACAAACUGUUACAACGAUACAGAAUGGCACUCCGAUCGUGCAGCAAGUACAACUCAAUAAAUUUGAAAUAAAAACGAGUGACGGUGAAGCUACACCUGGUCCAAGUGGAUCGCCUGUUUCUGUAGGCAGUCACGCCUGUGAAGUCUGCGGCAAAAUCUUCCAGUUCAGAUAUCAGUUGAUUGUACAUCGAAGGUACCACACCGAAAGAAAGCCUUUUACUUGUCAGGUUUGCGGUAAAGCAUUCACUACUGCAAACGACCUUACACGUCAUGGAAAGUGUCAUUUAGGAGGUUCCAUGUUUACUUGUGCCGUAUGUUUCCACGUUUUUGCGAAUGCACCUUCAUUGGAACGACACAUGAAACGUCAUGCUACAGAUAAACCAUAUAACUGUACAGUUUGCGGUAAAAGUUUUGCAAGGAAGGAGCAUCUCGAUAAUCAUACGAGGUGUCAUACUGGCGAAACGCCGUAUAGAUGUCAAUACUGUGCAAAAACAUUUACCCGUAAGGAACAUAUGGUCAAUCACGUAAGGAAGCACACAGGAGAAACACCUCAUAGGUGUGACAUUUGCAAAAAGUCAUUUACUAGAAAGGAGCACUUCAUGAACCACGUUAUGUGGCAUACCGGCGAAACACCUCACCAUUGUCAAGUGUGCGGUAAAAAGUACACACGCAAGGAACAUCUUGCCAAUCACAUGCGUUCGCAUACCAAUGACACGCCUUUCCGCUGUGAAAUUUGUGGAAAAUCAUUCACGCGCAAGGAACAUUUUACGAACCAUAUCAUGUGGCAUACGGGCGAAACUCCUCAUCGGUGUGAUUUUUGCUCGAAGACAUUUACUCGUAAGGAGCAUCUACUGAACCACGUGAGGCAACACACGGGUGAGAGUCCGCACCGCUGUAACUUUUGUUCGAAAUCAUUUACGAGAAAGGAACACCUCGUUAACCACAUCCGCCAACACACAGGAGAGACGCCCUUCCGAUGCCAGUACUGUCCGAAAGCGUUCACGCGCAAGGACCACCUGGUGAAUCACGUAAGGCAGCACACGGGUGAGUCACCCCACAAGUGCCAGUAUUGUACGAAAUCGUUCACGCGCAAGGAACACUUGACGAAUCACGUGCGUCAACAUACAGGCGAAAGUCCACAUCGCUGCCAUUUCUGCAGCAAGUCCUUUACCCGUAAAGAACAUCUUACAAAUCACGUGAGGAUCCAUACCGGAGAAUCGCCACAUCGCUGUGAAUUCUGCCAGCGUACCUUCACUAGAAAAGAACAUCUAAACAAUCAUUUGAGACAGCAUACUGGUGACUCCUCUCACUGCUGUAAUGUCUGCAGCAAGCCUUUUACCAGAAAGGAGCACCUUAUAAAUCACAUGCGCUGCCACACCGGUGAACGUCCAUUCGUGUGUACAGAGUGCGGCAAAAGUUUCCCAUUGAAAGGCAACCUGCUCUUCCAUAUGCGCUCACAUAACAAAGGUAGCCAAGCCGAGCGUCCGUUCCGUUGCGAUCUCUGCCCCAAAGAUUUCAUGUGCAAAGGCCACUUGGUGUCGCAUCGACGAUCGCAUUCUGACGAACGGCCACAUCGCUGUCCCGACUGCGAUAAAACGUUUGUUGAGAAAGGCAACAUGUUGCGGCAUCUUCGCAAGCACGCUGCCGAGGGCCCACCGACACAAGUUGCAGGAGCUUUAACGCAACAACAAGUUCCUUCUACCGCUACCGCUGCUGCAGCCGCUGUACUUGUUGGACAUCCUUUGGCACAGCCUAGUGCUCCGCUUCCUCAACAUACCGUUGUUGUGCCCACCCCACCAGGAGUGCUUGCCACGUAUUGAUAGGCUGCGUGCGGAAUUCUGUACUAGUGAAAAGCUUUUGAUGUCGUUUCGACGUCGGAGAACUUGACGGAUUUUACAGCUUACUAAAUUACAUGCUAUUGAACCAACAGUUUGGUCACUUGUUUCAUUAUAUAUUUUUAACGAAUUUAGAGUUAUUGUCAGGGGUGUGCGAAUAAAUGCUUUUUUUUCUUUCGCUGUCAUAUUAGAACGUAAAAAAUGAACGUUCUUUAGCAUAAAUACUUCUUUCUUAUUUUGUUUAACUAAGCUAACAAUUUUUUCAUUUGCAUACCCCUAGUUAUUUGACGUCACAAUGUUGCGGACAAAAAUUUUUUUGUAAUAGUAAUUACAUCCGUAUUUUUUUGUUAAAAUUUUAUUUACAGUUAUAUUAAUAUUUAUUGUCUUCAUUGAUCAGGUGAUAUGUUGACUCGUAAUUAUUUGAAGAAAUUAUCAGUUUAAAACUUUGAAUACCAAUAUGAUUUGUUGUAUAUUUAUUGUUACUUUUCAUAGUAAACAAUGAAAAAAAAAUGAGAAUGAUCGUGACCGUAUUAAAUAAAUAAAUGUAGCUAAUUAAAAUAAAGUGAAGAGGCAUUACGAAUAAAAGUGCUGGUAUAUACCUGAUAUGAAAUGAAGCAAAAUUAUUAUUUUUAGAUAUAAGUAUCGAUAAUUGAAAAGCGUACUAUAACAUACAGACAACAUUUUACAGAUUUAUUAAUUUGACCAUUAAAUUGAAUAUCAUUAAAUUUGAAACGUAAUUUACUUGUACUAUUUUUCAAAAUAUCACUGAAUUAUCCAUUUUUUAAUGGUUGCAUCAACUGUUGCCUUCCUUCUGAACGAAGAAUUCUGCAGAAUUCAAUGAAAAAGUAAUUUUUUCAAACUAAAUUAAACGAUCUGUGAUUGCAGGUAGUUUAGAUUCUUAUCAGUUUUGCGUAAAUUUUUACAAACUAUUUACUUGAGCGACAUGUCUACGUCUGAUAUAUUUUCUAUUACAUGCAUAUAUGCGUAAAUGCAUAGAAUGUUCCUAACAAUACCUAGGAAAAUUAAAUACAAUUGAACAUUUUCUCACAGUUAUUAUUUGUAUCUACGGAACCUUUAGUUUCCAAGCGUUGUAAUUAACCUGGGCAAGUUAUGAAUGUAAGAGAACAAUCUUACAAAUGAAAUCUGCAGUAUCAAUGAGUUACCGUUGUUUGCACUUAAUUUUAUAAGCACUUUCCAAACUAAAAAUAGUAUGAUGAUUUCAACAGCAAUUGUGGUGACUACUCGAAUAUAUUUCACUUGGUCAGUGAUAGAAUAUAUACUACAUUUUUCUGAAUAUCUCCAAUCUGUUUUUGUAGUGAAAAGGAAACCAUCAAAUUAGCAUUAAUCUUAUACUGAGAAUGCUUUUUUAAACAUUAGCAUGCUCUAACCAACAAAAUAUUUCAAUUUAUCAAGUAAGGUAAUCUUGAAAAUAACCAGACUCACCUUGAAAAUAAUUUUAUAAUUUACAGGUGUUAUGCUUACAAGUUAGAAUGAACGUUUUGAUUUGUACAGACAAAAAAGUAAACAUAAAAUAAUGUGUCUUUAAAUAGCUUUUUAGAACAUAAAGGAACCAAAUAAAAUUUUAACAUCACUUAAUUGAUAUAAUGAUAUCGAGUUCAUAUUGCGACCAGUAGUUUGUAUUUUGCACUUUUCAUAAAUUAGCAUUGUACGUAACAAAGGCAACAUGCGAUUGUAAAAAAGACAAAUAAAAUAUCGACGCAAAUAAAAGAAAGAUUAGAGUUAGGAAUACAUUAUGUGUUGUAUAAGGAUAAAAAUAUUUUAUUCAAAUAAGAACGAUUCAAAGAAGUACUUCUUUUACACAUUUUUGUACAAGAUUUAAAAGGAAUAUCAUAAGUCAUCGUGUAGAUAUGUACUCAUUUUGAAGUACCGAACGUUAUAUAGUAAUUGUUUUUAAUUUUUUUUUAAUCUUGUAACUUACCGUUAUCUGUUUUAUUUUACGAGUGCAAUAUAACUGCAUUAUUUCGUUUGUAUGCAACUUUGGUGUAAAAUUGAGUUGUAUUAUAUAACAUUGAAUUUAAAAAUUUUUAUACUUCAGAACAUUGAACGUUGGAUUACGAAACUCAAUUUUAGACAUUAAAAUAUCGUUUCAAAUGAAAAAUUAAAUAUUUUAUAUCUUUUGUAAAAGAUUCUAAAUUCUUUCAACCAUUUAGAAUUUUACUAUAAAAUUUAUCUGGCUACUUGGUAUUAUCAUUUAGUAAUUUAUAUGCUUAUUACUUAGUAUUAAGUAGAGUACUUUUUUACUCGAAAUGUGCAUGUAAAAUGGUUUUCAAUUUUACCUUGAAUUAGUCCAUGAUUUUCAAAAUUAUUUAAAUCAUGUGAGUAUAUUUAAUACGAAACUCUAAUAUAAGUAACAAAAACUGAAAAUUCACGUGCAAAACGCUCAAUGUCAUAACUGAAAUUGUUAGCGGAAUAUGUAAACUGAAAAGAAAAUGAAAUUUUAGUAUCAAGCCUAAAGUUAAAUUUAUAAUCAUACUGCAUAUUAAGUGAUAAUGAAAGAUAAGUAUAAAGGCAGAUGACUUUAUUACAAAGAUAACGUUCUAGAAACACAAUCUUCACUCUCUCUAGCUAAAAAUUUAGAUUUAUGUACAAUAUAUUAUGAAUAUUGCUAUUGUAUAUUCACUGAACGAUCAUAACAGGCAAUUUGAAACAGAACAAAUUUGUAAAAACAAAAAUGCAAUGGACUAUUGAGACAAGCAGAUAGCGCAUCUACUUUAGAAGUAUCUAUGAUAUAAAAAGCCAUAUAUAUAUACAUAUAUAUAUAUAUACUCUGUAUUUUAACAGAGUAUUAAAUAAUCAAUACACCGAAAUAAACGUAUAAUAAGCGAAUAGUGUAGCGGAAGCACACUCGAAACAGAUGAUUAUAUAUGUAUAAUAUAUAUAGAGCGAAAGCUCGUAUACAUUAUGUGUAUAUACCGGUUUAGUGUAAGCAAGAAUUGAAAAAAGGCGACUCCAAAGUUACGUCCUCCUCAUAGCGAUGCAACCAACACUUAAAAAUCACAACAUCAUGGAUUUACUAUUACCUCCUAAAAAUGAAAAGUUUGGAGUCACUUUUUCCAGCGGAGCUAUAAAACUAAUCGUAAGAAAACAUAAAAGCUGUAAUGAAAAUAUAUUAGAGAUAAUGUUUAUAUGAAUUAUUACAAUUAAAAUAUUAUUAUGAUAUGUUACAAGUGUAUAAUUAAAAGUUUGUUUAUGCUUUGGAGGAAUUUUAAUUUUCCGCUUGUUCUAAAAGCAUAAGAGUAAAAUGACAAACCCAAAUAACUUAAGAUAUAAUUUUUUCUAAAUCAAAGCAAAACUUUUUUGUUUAUUUGAUUAUUUUAUAUUGUUUAAUUUUAUUUUAUUUUGUCAAGAGAACACUUUUUUGUAAAAAAAAGUUUGUAGCUUACUAAUGAUGCUUUGAUUUAGAAAGAAAUUUUAGGGAAAAAUAGCAUAAAUCAUUUAUAAUUUACCUUUUAUUAGAAAAAAAGAUGGAAAAAAACAUAGAAUUUUAUUAUGCACCGUUGUAAUAUUCUGUAUCCCAGUUUUGACACAAUAUACACUGGUGUUAUGUUAAAUGUGAGAAUGUGGUGUUUUUUUCCUUAUUCAAUUCUGAUGUGAGCUUCGCCAAAUCUUUGUAUGAAAGAUAUUUUUUCGAAAGCUAUUAGUACAAUACAAAUGUAUUUGAAAUUUACUUUGUAAUUAUAGCUUUACUGUGGAUAACAAAGAAAUAAAUAUCAAAAC
This is a messenger RNA of Phymastichus coffea, 7174 nucleotides long. RefSeq names its product zinc finger protein 271-like. Gene Ontology annotation, biological process: regulation of transcription by RNA polymerase II. The transcript is spliced from 12 exons. The record is from RefSeq and is a predicted model, not a curated record. NCBI's taxonomy places the organism in Eukaryota, Metazoa, Arthropoda, Insecta, Hymenoptera, Eulophidae. Bases 461 to 3421 code for a protein of 986 amino acids. Gene Ontology annotation, molecular function: DNA-binding transcription factor activity; RNA polymerase II cis-regulatory region sequence-specific DNA binding.